Messenger RNA from Leptopilina heterotoma, 420 nucleotides. RefSeq lists its product as uncharacterized. The transcript has a single exon. NCBI's taxonomy places the organism in Eukaryota, Metazoa, Arthropoda, Insecta, Hymenoptera, Figitidae. The record is from RefSeq and is a predicted model, not a curated record. Bases 1 to 420 code for a protein of 139 amino acids.
AUGGAGCAAGGAGAUAUUUUCUUUGUCGAUCGUGGAUUUCGAGAUGUGAAAAAUUUCCUGGAAUCUGAGGGUUACAAUAUUUUAAUGCCAGCUUUAAAAGGGAAAAGAAAGCAAUUAAUGGAUAGAGAAGCAAAUGAAUCCCGAUUUGUGACAAAGUUUCGUUGGUCUGUGGAAGCCAUUCAUGAAAUAAUAAAGCAAAAUGACGAUGGAACAAUCAAUUUGCAAUUUGUUAAAGAUCAAACCAACAUUCUGAAAAUUUUAAUUAAGUCUCGACACAUUUCAAGGAAAGUUUACAGGUGUUUUGUAGAGUAUGUACCAAAUGGAAUAGGUGUUUCAGGUAUCAGACGAUAUGCUUGUGAAUGCGCAAAUGGUCGAAGGACUGUAGGCUGUUGUUCACAUGUAGCUACAGUUAUUUAUUAG